GCGGCCAACUUUAUUCGAGGAAGUGGGUUGAGAGGCAGCUGAAGCGACACAGAAGAGUGUCGUUUAUUUUGCACUUUUUGAGGACUAAAAACAGCCCUGCGACCUCUUCAACAUGUCACAUUUUGACAGCAACCCGUUCGCGGAGCCUGCCAGCGACAACCCUUUCAAUGAUCCUUCAGUUACACAAGUGACCAACUCCAACAUGGAGUCAGUCGACCAGUACAGCCCUUUUCCUGAAGAUGGCACCGGUGGUCUUGCUACACACACAACCCCAGCCUCCACCACUCCGUACCAGCCUGCUGUGUUACAGCCAUCUACAGAGCCCAGUCCACAGGCGACGGCUGCUGCAGCUCAGGCCAAUCUGCUGAGACAGCAGGAGGAGCUGGAGAGGAAAGCUGCUGAGCUGGACCGGAGAGAGCAGGAGCUCCAGAGCAGAGGCCCGACAGGUAAAGCCAACAACUGGCCUCCACUUCCUAAAAGGUUUCCCAUCAAACCAUGUUUUUAUCAGGAUUUCUCUGAGGACAUCCCUCCAGAGUAUCAGCGAGUUUGCAAGAUGAUGUAUUAUCUCUGGAUGUUCAACUGUUUGACUCUGUUUCUCAAUCUGCUGGCUUGUCUGGCUUUCUUCACCAACAACACAAACGCGGGUGUGGACUUUGGCCUCUCCAUUCUUUGGAUGAUUCUCUUCACUCCGUGCUCCUUCCUGUGCUGGUACCGACCCAUCUACAAGGCCUUUAAGACCGACAGCUCUUUCAGCUUUUUUUUCUUCUUCUUUGUGUUUUUCUGCCAAGUUGCUAUCUUCAUCAUCCAGGCUGUAGGAAUCCCCCACUGGGGAAAUAGUGGUUGGAUCACUGCCUUCACUGCCUUGUCUUCAAACAAGGCAGUGGGCGCCAUCAUGAUCGCAGUGGCCAUUCUCUUCACCAUGUGUGCUGUGGUGUCGGUCAUCUUACUUAAAAUGGUCCACAGCAUGUAUCGCCGGACUGGAGCCAGUUUCCAUAAAGCGCAGCAGGAGUUCUCACAGGGUGUCUUCACCAAUAAGACCUUCCAAACAGCUGCUGCUGGUGCAGCUUCCUCUGCUGCACAGGGAGCCUUCCAGCAAAACAACUGAUGGUAGAUGGAUCUAAGUCAGCUCCAUGUAGCAGACCAAGGUUAUCACAUGUAAAGGAUUGACCAAAGUGGUUUCCAGUCAGUGAGAACCAUCAAGCUGUUAGUGAUUGGUCCUGGUAAUUGGUGGUUCUCUGAGCAUAAAUUCACCAACGACUGGACAUUUGUGUUUGUUUCGUUAUGUAUGGACCUUGAGUUACAUGGAGCUACAUUAACUUUUGACCCUCGCUGUCACCGCAGUGAUUCUCUCUGUCACCUUUGCUCUUCAUGCCUGGUGCGGCUGCUGCAGACUGACGUUUUCCAGCUCAGUUUUAGUGAGAGUAAAAAGCAGUCAAUUAGCAAAGUCACACAUUAAACGGGCUGGAAAGCAUGAGGGAGGUUGCUGUCCCUGUUUGUCCUGGCUUUGUGUAUUUUGUGCGCAUAUAUAUAUAUAUUUUUUUUUUCCCACACUCUGCAGUGUGAUACCUGCUUGUGUGGGGGCACUGUCAUGCUGGUCACAUACCAGACUGUGUAUUGAUAAGGGUGCAGUGUGCAGGAUUGUCCACACUGAUGGUGUAAUACAAGAAAAGACAUUUUCAUGUUUGUUUUUGAUUGGCUUUUUUUUUCUUUUUUUUGGUCUUAAAAAGCAUUUCUUUUGAUAUAUUUGUGUGUCUGUGUUUGAAGAAAACAGCAGAAAUGAUCUGUGUGGUCUUAAACGUUUGGAUGAUAGCAUACUGUAAAUAUAUUUGACAGGUCUUUAAAUAUGGAAGAAUAUAAGGACAUUACUGGAAUCCUUCCUCCUAGGAAUUUGGUUGUAAAUGUAUUUUGUCAUCUUUAAUUAUAAUGCGGGAAGUCACUAUGUCAUCGUUGUUGGAGUCGAUGAGAAUCUUUUGAUAAAAGAGGCUGCAGACCACAUGAAAAUUGACCUUUGAAGGUAAACCAAGAUCUUGAAGUAAAAUUUCAGACUUCCACUUUGCUGCCAUCAUGUGACAAUCACAGUCCAUGGGCCUCAGGUCUGUGAUCGUCACAUGAUGUUUUCUAAUCAGACGUCCCAGAGGAAAGCUGUUCAUUUUCAGCUACAUGGAGCACUGGUCUCUUCAGUUGGUUUUGAUUGGCCAAGAGGAUGCAGUCUGAGUCCUCUAUUAAAUUUAGUGAUACAUUUGCAUAUGAAGGAGGAACCUCUUCAGGUUAAAAAUAUCCGAUGAACCAGGAAUCAUUUCCCAGAUGGGUCUGAAGUGCAUCUGAUCCGUGUUUCCUAACACACUUGUGUUACUAGAGUGUUUCACUGCUACUAAAGAGACUGAGUUAAAAUAUCACAUUUUCUUCUGUUCUUAUUUCAUUACUUCAAACACAAACACACCACCUCUAAAUUAUUUGAGUACCGAUGUAUAUUUCCUAUGAUUGCUCAUAUCAGAAGUGUAUUUUAUGUGAUGUAAUGUUUUAAGACAAGGGUUUUGAUAUAGUAUGCUAUGUCCCUGCAGAAUAACUGCACGCUCACACAAUGAUGUUCUUUCGGCAGACCAAGCUUGAACCUGUGUCUGUUUAAAUGGGAUAAAGCAAAUGUAUUAAUUCACACAUCGCUGUCCACAUUGUGUGAGGAGAAGAGAUAGGAGUGCCUUUUGUAUUUCAACUUUAAAUUGCAUCUAAUAAAAAAAAUGCUUUGCUUUGA
Molecule: messenger RNA, 2749 nt
Organism: Cynoglossus semilaevis (tongue sole)
Lineage: Eukaryota; Metazoa; Chordata; Actinopteri; Pleuronectiformes; Cynoglossidae
Gene: scamp2
Product: secretory carrier membrane protein 2
Exons: 9
Coding region: 113-1105 (330 amino acids)
Biological process (GO): protein transport
Cellular component (GO): recycling endosome membrane; trans-Golgi network membrane
Source: RefSeq, a predicted model, not a curated record